CGUACCAACGGGUUGUGACUUGCGAGGUCCCCUUCUGAAACAAGACAAGGAGACUUAAUUGACCCUUUCGAUCACUCUAAAUCCACACUGGUUCCCUCUCCUUUUUACUCCAUUUACUUAAUUAUUAGUCACUACCGGUACGCGGACGCAUAGCACACUAUUCUCGUGACAAUAAUCGUGAUAUCGGCCUGUAUGAUUCUUACUCUUGCGCUGUAUCCACAGUAAACGUUUGCCGUCCGCCGUUUAUCUACAUCAAUGCUGUGAGUAAUAAUACUAUGGUCAUCGCCUACUUGGUCGAGUGUCCACUGUAAACACUGAUCAGGUAUAACUGAGAUCACGCGGCAAACGACAUGAGGAAAAUCAGAGCAGUGUACGUUUUGGCGGUAUUCCUGUAUUUUGCUUGGUACCCUUGCUGCCAAUCGACUCCGGCCGAAUGUGACUUCAACGAAAGCUACGAUGAACUGGUUACCGUCAACGUCAAGGAACCGGUUACUAUCCGGAAAAAUGAAUGGUGUUUAAAAGUCCCGCCAAGGUGCCCAGUCGACAGACUAGAAUACAGGAUGGUGCCUAAGAACAUAACGGUGACUAAGACAAAAACGAUCAAACGGUGUUGUCUUGAUCACACGAGACUGUACAAUAUCUGCGUGCCCAGAUGCAAUCCAGAUCAAUGUCCAAAUAUGUUGUGCUCAGUGGACGAUGAUAAAUGCACAUGCAAACCGGGCUACGUGGGCCGCAGUUGUCAGACAAGAUGUGAGUCUGGAACGUGGGGUGACCGAUGUCGGAACUUGUGUGAAAAUACCUGCCCCGAUUGCGACCACCAGACCGGAAGUUGUUCGUUCCAUCUGCUUCUGAAGAAGAUCUCGGAAGAUGCCAACAGUGCUGUUGCGCAUUUGGAACCCCAGGAUGUACUAACUGUCUCUCUGACAACUAAUCAAACCGAUUCUACGCCAAUCAAGUCUGAUACGCAAAUAGAUUUACAGAAUAAUGCCACAUCAACUUCAACUAACCCAGCAACGAACUCUACUCCGACGCCGGAAACUACAGCUACUCUUACUAGCUUUCUGGAGGAGCACACGUCGACGAAAAAACCAGGUGGGAAAAGUCAAGGCUAUUACCGGGACUUUGUUAUGACCGUCACCAACGCCAAAGCCACAGUGUACAACAGCUAUGACCCGGAUGAACUAAUGAAAAAACUCAUCUGGAUAUCAUUUAUAACCGUGGCGGCAAUUGCCAUGACAUUCGUUGUGAUGCUGCUUGUGUUUUUCAAAUGCGUUGCCUCCCCUUCAACCACGCAAGUCAGGCAAGAGCUGGCAGUACCCAGUGACACCAAAAACGAGUCAUACAACAUGAGCAUGAUGUCGAACAGAUACACCAAGACCCCAACGCCAAAGCACGAGGUUAUCAAAAGUGCCAUGCAUGUUCCUUCCGAAACAUUUUGUCCGGUUUUCAAAGCUCCUAAUUAUUUUCCUGCAGCUGGAAAUGACGUAUACGAUUACCCACAACCAAUUUAUGAGGUCCUGUGUUAAACAAAAGCAUAAUGCUUUGUAUAAUUAUUUUUAAUUUAGUCUUAGCAUUGCAAAGACCAAAGAGUUAAAUGAAAAGUGGUUUAUAUAUUUUUUUGUAUUACUCGUGUUUAUAGUUUUUAAUGUAUAAUAAAUUUAUGCGUUCGCAUAUAAAUGUACAGUGACCGACAAACAGGCGAAUCAAAUACAUUAUUGAUUCAAUGCAGGUUAAAUGCAGUACCAAUAUUACUAUGAAAAAAAUAACGAUAAGGCUUUAAAUCAUUUUAUUUCACCACUUUACUAAACAACUACCUACAUAAUAUUGGACCAUAAUAUUUGCGCUGUACAAAUGUCAAAUACUAUAACUUAACGAUACAUGUUUAUAAUAAAUCACUAUAAUUAAAUGGAUCUUUCUUGGAAUUGUGAUUUUAACUAAACUAUAAAGUACUUUAGUCUGCAUGGGUUCCGGGCAUAUUAUUAACGUGGCGUGUCACGUUCAAUAAAUAACGUUUAGACGGCGUUCUAGGUAUGCAAUUUUGAUGUAUUUCGGUAUAUAACGAGUAUUCGGCGUUUCUGUAUUUCCAUUAUGAUUUAAAUUUAAAAUAACUAUGGCGAAAAUAAUAGUUUAUGAAAUGUUAUCUUUUUAUCUAUAUAGUUUUUCCUAAAACAAUUGUUAAGCUUCAGAAAUCAAUUAAAAAAAUUAAAAAUAUUUCAUUAAAAAGUAUAUCCGUAAGUUAGAAAUUAAUUUAUUCGAUUUUUACCGUAGUCGAUCAAAAUAUGUUGUUCAUAAAAAGUUGCUACAUUAGUUGGUUAAUAGGUGGGCCUAGAAGGUGACAAUGCACUCAGACGUGUAGGUCCAUUGUGUGUCAGUUGCAACAUUACUUACACACUAAAGCUUGAUACAUAGUUUUCCUGACCUAAAAUGUUUAUAUUAAAACUGCUAAUAAUACAUUUUACAAAAUAAAAUUGAAACAUACGA
This is a messenger RNA of Adelges cooleyi (spruce gall adelgid), 2481 nucleotides long. RefSeq lists its product as uncharacterized. The record is from RefSeq and is a predicted model, not a curated record. Lineage: Eukaryota; Metazoa; Arthropoda; Insecta; Hemiptera; Adelgidae. The transcript has 7 exons. The coding region runs from base 351 to 1526 and encodes 391 amino acids.